AGAGCCCGCGGCCGCCGCCACCCGCCGCCCGGCCGCGCUGGCAGCAGGAUUCCGAGCCGGCAGCGGGGGGCUCCGGGCGCGAGGCCCGGCGCUCUGCGCCCCGGCCGCCAGUGCGGGGAGGCCGCGCCGGUUAGGUGGGACUCGACAGCAUUUCCCAGCGCCAAGCCAUGGUGGCCAAACAGCGGAUCCGGAUGGCCAAUGAGAAGCACAGCAAAAACAUAACCCAGAGGGGGAACGUAGCCAAAACCCUGAGGCCACAAGAAGAGAAAUAUCCUGUGGGGCCAUGGCUGUUGGCACUGUUUGUUUUUGUUGUUUGUGGCUCAGAGGAAAGACUGAGGACCUGCAACUACUCUGGAAUUCCUGCCCUGGAAGCUGAACUGAGAUGGACGAUCUGGGGAAGGUGUCUCAUCAGCCAUCGGCUCCCUCAAGCUAUCUUUCAGAUUAUUCAGAGCAUAAGGAUGGGCAUGUGAGAAGGCCCGGGGAUUUGACACUGCCCCUCCUGCUGGACGGUGGAGGACCACUUAAGCUUUUACCCAGGGAUCUGUGGGGAGCAAGCCACACAGAGUAAAGAAAGUCUCCCUCAGUUGUCCCCUGACCACUUCAUCGUGGAUGUCAGACCACACUGCCUUCUCACGGGACACCUUGGUACCUCCAUGCUCUCGAGCGGAAAGGACAUUUUGCUUUUCUGUUGGCAGGAUUGGUAACUCCCAGGUGUCUUCAGCAGCACCACUGUCGGGGGUUCUCUUGGCUUUCUUAACGCAUGCAUGUGGCCUCUGAAUGAUCAGCGGUUCACCGUCAGUGGAUAGUCUCUCCUCCAUUGCGAAUUUGUUUUACAAAUAAAUGUCUUUGU
This is a messenger RNA of Manis javanica (Malayan pangolin), 850 nucleotides long. RefSeq names its product stress associated endoplasmic reticulum protein family member 2 (gene SERP2). Gene Ontology annotation, cellular component: endoplasmic reticulum. Gene Ontology annotation, biological process: endoplasmic reticulum unfolded protein response. NCBI's taxonomy places the organism in Eukaryota, Metazoa, Chordata, Mammalia, Pholidota, Manidae. The record is from RefSeq and is a predicted model, not a curated record.